Spea bombifrons (plains spadefoot toad) is the source of this 1908-nucleotide messenger RNA. It is a transcript of the gene MYOD1, whose product is annotated as myogenic differentiation 1. Gene Ontology annotation, molecular function: DNA-binding transcription factor activity, RNA polymerase II-specific; RNA polymerase II cis-regulatory region sequence-specific DNA binding; protein dimerization activity. The transcript has 3 exons. Bases 192 to 1049 code for a protein of 285 amino acids. The record is from RefSeq and is a predicted model, not a curated record. Gene Ontology annotation, biological process: regulation of transcription by RNA polymerase II; positive regulation of myoblast differentiation; muscle organ development. Lineage: Eukaryota; Metazoa; Chordata; Amphibia; Anura; Pelobatidae.
UGAGAGCUGACAGACUCCCCCAGUAUCAUCUUAUUGCCCCAAUUGCCCCAAGAUAUUAGGGGACCAGAUAAGUGGUGGACACAUCUUGGACCAAGGACCUUGUAUCUGAGGUGUAGGCUCCACACUUCUCCAAACUUCUCAAAACUGGUUUUCUUUUUAAUUUCCGUUUAAUUUAUUUUUGCCUGGCCCCCAUGGACUUGCUGGCUCAUCCUCUUCGGGAUAUGGAGAUCACAGAGAGCUCCUUAUGCUCCUUCUCAGCAGCAGAUGACUUCUAUGAUGACCCCUGCUUUAAUACUUCUGACAUGCACUUUUUUGAAGACCUGGACCCCAGGCUGGUGCAUGUGAGCUUGCUGAAGCCAGACGACCACCAUCACAAUGAGGAUGAACAUGUCAGGGCACCCAGUGGCCACCACCAGGCAGGUAGAUGCCUCCUCUGGGCUUGCAAAGCUUGCAAGAGGAAAACCACCAAUGCUGACCGCAGGAAGGCAGCCACCAUGAGAGAGAGAAGGAGGCUCAGCAAAGUCAAUGAGGCUUUUGAGACCCUCAAGCGAUGCACCUCCACCAACCCCAACCAAAGACUACCCAAGGUUGAGAUCCUGAGAAAUGCCAUUCGUUAUAUUGAAAGUCUCCAGUCCCUGCUCAGGGACCAGGAAGAUAAUUAUUACCCAGUUCUGGAACAUUACAGUGGGGACUCAGAUGCCUCCAGUCCAAGAUCUAACUGCUCAGAUGGCAUGAUGGAUUUUACUGGACCCCCCUGCAACAUCAGGCGGCGAGAGAGCUACUAUAAUGACACCCCAAAUGAUACGAGGCAUGGCAAGAAUUCGGUGAUCUCCAGUUUAGACUGCCUGUCCAGCAUCGUGGAAAGAAUCUCCACAGAGACCCCCACUUGCACAGUACUUCCAGCUGUGGAAAGUGGAUCUGAAGGCAGUCCCUGUUCUCCCCUCCAGGGGGAGACACUGAGUGAGAGAGAAAUCACCAUCCCCUCUCCCAACACCACCUGCUCACAGCUGACCCCAGACAGCAGCAGUUCCAUUUACCAAGUGUUAUAAAUGCAAGAAAAAAAAACUGCAACAUUCUAAUAACCAAAGACUAAGGAAUUAUAGACUGAAACAAUUUCCACUUCUCGAGCUUCUUUAAGAAUUCCUUCAGGAAACCAAGCGAACGACGAGAGUUCUCACCAAUACCUAUUUAUUAUUCUCAUUUCCAAAAAACAAUGUAUCUACCGGGUUUUUCUUUUAUUCCAAUUCUAUUGUAAAUACAAAUAAUCCAAAAAGAAAAAAAAAGCUCAAAUGCCAAUUUCGUUCCAAAUCUGUAUGUAGUAGAAAUGGUGAUUAACCCUUUCAGUUGCUUCCUGCUACAUGAGCUGAGACAGGUUAAUAGUGAACUUAAAGUGGGGAGGGGGGGGCUUGUGUGCGUGUUUUUAGUAUUUUGGGGGGACUGUUCGUCCGCUAGAGAGGUCUUAACAUCUGUAAUAAGAACCGGAGCGCCCAUUAUCCUUUAGGCUGCCACAAGAAGUUCUGCAGCAGCUGGGGCUUUCCUCUCCUCGCCAGGAGUCUGAAAUCCGAGCGAGCCAGAAUCAUUUGAAACCCAUGUCAAGAAAAGGCAGGAAAAAAACCCAAAAACCCACUCAUUUGCUGGAAAACGAGAUGCAAGCUUAAAAUGACGAUUUUAUUGUAAUAAUAUUAUUAUUAUUGUAUUUCCCUCGUUAAGUCUAAAAAAAUCCGUUUUGUGGACCAGUUUUGUAAAACUUUUAUAUACGUGUAAAUAAGAUUUGCCAUGCAAAGUAAGGAAGGUCAGAUAUUUAAUAUGGCUUAGUUUGUUGUGACAAAUGUUAACUUUAUAUAUUUAUACAGCGUGAAUGCCGGAAUGUUUCCAAUAGUAUUCUAAAUAAAGAACCUUAUUUAUAAA